Prunus dulcis (almond) is the source of this 1827-nucleotide messenger RNA. RefSeq names its product ferredoxin-dependent glutamate synthase 1, chloroplastic/mitochondrial-like. Gene Ontology annotation, molecular function: glutamate synthase (NADH) activity. Gene Ontology annotation, biological process: ammonia assimilation cycle. The coding region runs from base 381 to 1559 and encodes 392 amino acids. The record is from RefSeq and is a predicted model, not a curated record. NCBI's taxonomy places the organism in Eukaryota, Viridiplantae, Streptophyta, Magnoliopsida, Rosales, Rosaceae. The transcript has 4 exons.
UCCCACGUAGUGGGAUUUGGGAGCACCCAAAGGGCAAAGAGACGAAGGGCGAGGACGCAGCGUAAGACGGGUGCACCGAGGCGCAGGAGAUAGAGGCUGCGGAUGGGGGGGAGGCCCAGUUAACAAAAUGAACGAAAGAAAAUCGAACGUAGACGAAGUAGACGCCAGAGGUGAGGUGAGGUGAGGUGAGACGCGGGUGGUUGGUUUUGGUUCUCCGAGCCUCUCUCUUCUCCUUUUAUCUUCAACUCUCAUCCACACCACACCACACCACACCACGUUUCUCAUUCUCCACGAACUCCUCUCUCACUCACUCUUUCACUCUCCUCCUUCCCUCCCUCUCUCUUUCUCUGUACCUUCUUUCUUCUUCUUCGUUUUCAAUAAUGGCUUUGCAGUCAUUGGCUCCGAUUCCUCAGCUAGUUCACUGCUCCAAUAAUGGCCGCUUGCCCGCCCAGCCUCUUCGGAACGGGCUCUUCGUCGUCGAUUUCGUCGGGCCCUGUAAAUCGAAGCGGACCCGCAGGAAAUUCGGAACGUCCGAGCAUCGGUCCUUCCCUCAAUUCGUUUCCAGGAGCUACCCGGUCAAAGCUGUUCUUGACCUUGGACGUAGCGAUGCUGCUUUGGAUCAAUCAGCUGCUUCUCCUUCUUCGGAUUUGAAGCCAAAGGUUGCAGACUUGCAUGAUAUUAUAGCAGAAAGGGGAGCUUGUGGAGUUGGAUUCAUUGCCAAUUUGGAAAACAAAGCAUCCCAUGGGAUUAUUGAGGAUGCUCUAACAGCUCUUGGCUGCAUGGAACAUCGAGGGGGCUGUGGAGCAGAUAAUGACUCUGGUGAUGGUUCAGGAUUGAUGAGUUCAAUCCCAUGGGAUCUAUUUGACAAUUGGGCUAACAAGCAAGGGAUUUCUUCCUUUGACAAGUUGCACACUGGUGUUGGAAUGGUUUUCCUCCCAAAAGAUGACGACCUUAUGAAAGAAGCCAAAAAAGUUGUUGUGAAUAUUUUUAGACAAGAGGGUCUUGAAGUGCUCGGAUGGAGACCUGUUCCUGUGAAUGCUUCUGUAGUUGGUUACUAUGCAAAAGAAACAAUGCCCAACAUACAGCAGGUAUUCGUCAAAGUUGUUAAAGAGGAAAAUGUUGAGGACAUUGAACGAGAACUGUACAUAUGCCGGAAGUUAAUUGAGAAAGCAGCAAGCUCAGAAAGUUGGGGAAAUGAGCUUUAUUUCUGUUCUUUGUCCAAUCAAACAAUAGUUUACAAGGGAAUGCUCCGCUCAGAAAUUCUUGGUUUAUUUUAUUCUGACCUCCAAAGUGACCUGUAUAAAUCCCCUUUUGCCAUCUAUCAUCGGAGGUAUAGCACAAAUACCACUCCCAGAUGGCCCCUUGCACAACCAAUGAGAUUACUUGGUCACAAUGGAGAGAUUAAUACCAUACAGGGAAACUUGAACUGGAUGCAAUCUCGUGAAGCCUCAUUGAAAUCACCUGUAUGGAAUGGUCGUGAAAAUGAAAUUCGGCCAUACGGCAAUCCCAAGGCAUCUGACUCUGCAAAUCUUGAUAGUGCAGCUGAAGUAUGGAAUUAACAUAUGUAGCUCUUAUUUAUAAUUUUAUAGAGAGUUCUGUUUUGAUGACCCACAGGAAAUAAAUAAAUAAAACAUAAAACUAACCUAUCUCCAAGUGGGUUUUGUAAAAUCGGUUCUCUCUCUCUCUUCAAGUGGGUCCAAUAUUUUGAUGAUAUUGCAGCAUGUCUUCACAAAACUGAAGUAGAGCCAAUCACACUUUACUUAUAGCUUUCUGGAUGCUUAUUUCUGGGCAUCACUUGCUUUGAGGAUAAAACCAAUUUAUCGUGUU